Molecule: messenger RNA, 895 nt
Organism: Hevea brasiliensis (rubber tree)
Lineage: Eukaryota; Viridiplantae; Streptophyta; Magnoliopsida; Malpighiales; Euphorbiaceae
Product: probable glutathione S-transferase
Exons: 2
Coding region: 82-759 (225 amino acids)
Biological process (GO): glutathione metabolic process
Cellular component (GO): cytoplasm
Molecular function (GO): glutathione transferase activity
Source: RefSeq, a predicted model, not a curated record
UCUUUCAUAGAGCAUCGCAGAGGGAAAACUAAGACUAUAUCUACCAUCUACACCCAAUUUUCUUCUCAAUUUUUUGCAAUAAUGGCUGAGGACGACCAACUAAUUCUAUUGGAGUGGUAUCCUAGUGUUUUCGCAGCAAGGGUGAGGAUAGCCUUGGCUGAAAAGGGACUAAAGUAUGAGUCCAGACCUGAGGAUUUAAUCAACAAGAGCCCUCUUCUUUUGAAGAUGAACCCAGUUCACAAGCAAAUCCCAGUCUUGAUACAUAAGGGCAGACCCAUUUGCGGGUCAAUGGUAACAGUACAAUACAUUGAUGAGGUCUGGAACCACAAAUCUCCAUUGUUGCCCUCUGAUCCUCUACAACGAGCACAUGCCAAGUUCUGGGCUGACUAUGUCGACAAGAAGAUUUUCGGUAUAGGAUCGUCGAAGAAGGAGCUGAUUGAGUGCUUUAAAAUAUUGGAGGAAGAGCUUGGAGACAAGCCAUACUUUGGAGGUGAAAGUUUCGGUUACGUUGAUUUAUCACUCAUUCCAUGCUAUAGCUCCUUCUACACAUAUGAGACCUUGGGAAAGUUGAUCAUGGCAGAGGAGUGCCCUAAGAUCGUAGACUGGGCUCACAGAUGCUUGCAAAAGGAGAGCGUGUCCAAGUCUUUAUGUGAUCAGCGCAAGUUUUAUGAAACUAUCUUGGAGAUAAGCAGGGGAGGAUCUACUUGGAGUUCUGUCCAAAGAUUCUUAAACAAACUUGAUCAACUACAUAAUUCAUAAAUAUAUUUAUAUAAUUAUAAAUAAAUAUGUAAUUUAAUUAAAAUUGCUUUAAUUUAUGAACGGUUCAGAAUUAAAUUAUGUAAAAUUUCUUUAAAUUAUGAAUGGUUUGGCAGAUUUCUAUUGACUUGGUCUAUAA